AAUCCGUAGUUUCACUUUUUCUUUUGUUUCAUUAUCAAAGAAACAGUGUGUUGUUUAGUGCUAUUUGAUGGAAUGAUAAGUUCUAAAAUCACAUUUUCAUCAACUUCUGUUUGGAAAGAGGAUAUGACUAACUGAAAUCUCAAUCGUCACUCGAAAUUGUUGUGAUAUUUUGCUAUGGUCGUGAAAAUUGUUCCAAUAAUUGUGUUUGCUAUAAGAAAUUUGAUUAUUAAUACAUACGACAUGUGAAAGGGCGAUGAACUAGAUUUCUCCUAGACGUUUCACCGCACAAGAAGCAAUAUGCAGCCGCAAUCUUUAACGUUUGUUUAUAUAUUCCAUGGAGACGCUUAUCGUAUGAAGAAUGAAAGGGAACACGAAUGGAAUUUGUACGGCUUAUGGACGCAUUCAUCGUCGCCUGUUGUUCAAUAUGUCUGUAAAGAUUUAGAUGAUCAGGCUAAAGAUUUUUGCCUCGAGUUGUUGGGAAGAUGUAAGCCAAAAGGGCAAAGAUUGAGAACUGACCAUGAUAGAUGGUUACACAUCGUUAAUGACGGUGAAACAUUACAAGCUGUUAUUCAAAAUCCAAGACAUGUACAAAUACCUUGCUCCAUUAAGGAACUUCAAGGAGAAAGCCCCUUUUCUUUUGUUGUGAAAGGUUCCAGAAGACACCACAAUAACCAACCGCGUCCCACAAACACACACGUUUCAUCUGACAGGCAACCACGUGAGUCACAAGGAGAAGAAGCCUCCAGUCAACUUAGUGGGAACAGAUCUUCACAGUGGUACACGACACCAGUCGGACGUGAAAUUCUCAAAGGCAUCCAUGACUGCAUUUCCUCGUUAGUACGCAGCUCCAGUGAGAUAAUAAUAAGUCGUGAAAGUGGAAAUCAUAACUUACAGCUAAAGAUCAAGCAUAACAGCAAAUCAUUUACCAUUUAUUUCCCUAAAGAUUUUCCUCAAAGCUCAGCGACCAUUUUCCAUAGUGAUACUAUAUCAAACGAAAGAGAAGUUCCUUAUGGUGUAAGGAGUAAGAAUGAUAUCAUACGUGCAAUAAGGUAUUCUUGUGGAUGUUCAGGGUGUAGAUCCGCCAUCUGGGGAUUUGAAAGGAAAGGAUUGAGAAGGUGAUGAAGAUUGUCGUUCAUUAAGUUGGUAAAAGUUGCUAUAGGUCUUAUUGUUGUUUAACGUUCUGUUUGUUUUUGUUAAAUGAUUUGAAAAUAUAGUUUUAUUUUAUUUUUA
Xenia sp. Carnegie-2017 is the source of this 1230-nucleotide messenger RNA. RefSeq lists its product as uncharacterized. The record is from RefSeq and is a predicted model, not a curated record. Lineage: Eukaryota; Metazoa; Cnidaria; Anthozoa; Malacalcyonacea; Xeniidae. Bases 298 to 1119 code for a protein of 273 amino acids. The transcript is spliced from 2 exons.